AGUAUAAAAAAAGGUUUGCACUGAGCGUGUCUAAGCACAAAUCUACAUAUCGUGUAUAUAUACAUAUGAAUGAAUCGACCCCAACACGUUUUCAGCCUCCACCCGAGGCACCGCGCGAAUUUAAGCCCACUGACCUCGAUGUUAUGUACAAUGAUGCUACUAAAGAUGACGACAUUCGCGAAACACGAAGUGUGUUGAUGCAUUUGCUUUCACAAGUGACCAUCGGCAUGGACUUAACUAAGGUGACGUUGCCUACGCACAUUCUCGAACGACGAUCCCUUCUCGAGUUCUACGCCAGUUUCUUCACACACGCGGACCUAUUUAUUAAUAUUGCCAGCUAUGGGACUCCGUGCGACAGGAUGGUGGCCUUAGUUCGAUGGUACAUGUCGGCAUAUCACGUCAGUCUCAAGCCGAAACGCCCAAAGAAACCCUACAACCCUGUACUUGGGGAGGUGUUCAAGUGCUACUACGAAAUCAGCGAUAACGACCCAACGUCCUCAUCUACGGCGGACGGCCGCAUGCCUUCACGCGAGACAAUCCGCUCCGAUCUGAGGUUCAUAGCGGAGCAGGUCUCGCAUCAACCGCCCAUAAGCGCCUUUUAUGCGGAGUGUCCAGCGAUGAACAUCACUUGUACAGCCCAUAUCCAUACGAAGACCCAGUUUCGAGGGACACACGUCACAGUCCAACUGGUAGGCAAAGGAAGAAUCAUACUGCACUCGCACAACGAAGAAUACGAGUGUACCUUCCCGACUGUCUAUAUAAGGUCAAUCUUCUCGACACCCUGGAUGGAAUUUGGGGACAGUAUAAAUAUUGCAUGUCGACAUACUGAAAUGAGCUGCGAAAUUAAGUUUAUCACCAAGGGUGUAUUUGGCGGUGACGCCAACACCAUAAAGGGAUAUAUCAAAAAUAAGGGUGACACAAUUGCUAAGUUAACAGGAAACUGGACCGAUGUUGUUUUUAUUUCACAAAUAGUCAAGGAUAGAAAGACAAAGUCCGGAUACGGCGAUAAUAAGGUGCUUUUUAAUGUUGCGACCGCAACGCACAACAGAAUGCAUGUACGUUCGGUCGAACAACAGGAGCCAUUUGAAUCGCGCAGGAUCUGGGCUAAUGUAACGUAUCACUUGUUUUACGAGAAUCUUGAGUUGGCCACGAUGUAUAAAAACAAAGUCGAAGAAGCACAACGUCAAGAGAGGUAUAACCGUGAACGAUUGAGUGUAACGUGGAAACCUCGGGAAUUUGUGUCUGAGAGUGGUGGCUGGGUGUACAAAAAUCGAUAUAAGCCCCGAUGAAGUUCUGCUUGAUAGGUAAACAAAUGGCACUUCACGAUGAUGCGACCUGGAAUUUUCUAUAAGCAUGUUUUAAUAAAUAACAUGCAAUUUGCA
Messenger RNA from Varroa destructor (honeybee mite), 1382 nucleotides. Its product is annotated as oxysterol-binding protein-related protein 9-like. The record is from RefSeq and is a predicted model, not a curated record. Gene Ontology annotation, molecular function: sterol binding. Gene Ontology annotation, cellular component: membrane; cytosol. NCBI's taxonomy places the organism in Eukaryota, Metazoa, Arthropoda, Arachnida, Mesostigmata, Varroidae.